AUGAUGCAGAGCGCAGCUGUCCCCGCGGAGGGGGCUGUCAAGGGGCUCCCGGAGAUGCUUGGUGUGCCGAUGCAACAGAUCCCUCAGUGUGCCGGCUGCAACCAGCAUAUCCUGGACAAGUUCAUCCUGAAGGUCCUGGACAGACACUGGCACAGCUCUUGCCUCAAGUGUGCAGACUGCCAGAUGCAGCUGGCGGACAGGUGCUUCUCCAGGGCCGGGAGCGUCUACUGCAAGGAAGACUUCUUCAAGCGCUUCGGCACAAAAUGCACGGCCUGCCAGCAGGGCAUCCCCCCGACCCAGGUGGUGCGCAAGGCGCAGGACUUCGUCUACCACCUGCACUGCUUCGCCUGCAUCAUCUGCAACCGGCAGCUGGCCACGGGGGACGAGUUCUACCUCAUGGAGGACGGGCGGCUGGUGUGCAAGGAGGACUACGAGACGGCCAAGCAGAACGAUGACUCUGAGGCCGGAGCGAAGCGGCCCCGGACCACCAUCACAGCCAAGCAGCUGGAGACGUUAAAGAACGCCUACAAGAACUCCCCCAAGCCUGCCCGGCACGUGAGGGAGCAGCUGUCCUCGGAGACUGGCCUGGACAUGAGGGUCGUACAGGUUUGGUUUCAGAACAGAAGGGCCAAGGAGAAGCGCCUGAAGAAGGACGCGGGGCGGCAUCGCUGGGGGCAGUUCUAUAAGAGCGUCAAGAGGAGCCGGGGAGGCAGCAAGCAGGAGAAGGAGAGUUCUGCCGAGGACUGUGGGGUUAGUGACAGUGAGCUGAGCUUCCGAGAGGAUCAAAUUCUCUCAGAACUUGGCCACACCAAUAGGAUUUAUGGCAACGUGGGGGACGUUACAGGCGGACAGUUAAUGAAUGGGAGCUUCUCCAUGGACGGGACAGGACAAUCCUAUCAGGACUUGAGGGAUGGGAGCCCCUAUGGAAUCCCCCAGUCUCCAUCCUCCAUAUCGUCCCUGCCAUCCCACGCUCCUUUGCUCAAUGGGCUGGAUUACACGGUGGACAGUAAUUUGGGCGUCAUUGCGCACGCAGGGCAGGGAGUAAGCCAGACGCUGAGAGCCAUGGCUGGGGGACCCACCUCUGACAUCUCCACAGGAAGCAGUGUAGGCUACCCCGACUUUCCAACUAGCCCAGCCUCUUGGCUCGAUGAAAUGGAUCAUCCUCCUUUUUAAACAUCUCUCCUCCCCACCCUACCCGUCCUGGCUUGAGAGAAUAUCUUCAAGGAUCGAAAGAGACUUGCCUUUUAAGGAUCAAAAGUGCACCAAUGUGAAUUUCCAUUAUUUUCAAUGGAA
Panthera uncia (snow leopard) is the source of this 1293-nucleotide messenger RNA. RefSeq names its product LIM homeobox 4 (gene LHX4). The record is from RefSeq and is a predicted model, not a curated record. Gene Ontology annotation, molecular function: DNA-binding transcription factor activity, RNA polymerase II-specific; RNA polymerase II transcription regulatory region sequence-specific DNA binding. The transcript is spliced from 6 exons. Bases 1 to 1173 code for a protein of 390 amino acids. Lineage: Eukaryota; Metazoa; Chordata; Mammalia; Carnivora; Felidae. Gene Ontology annotation, cellular component: nucleus. Gene Ontology annotation, biological process: regulation of transcription by RNA polymerase II; neuron differentiation.